GUACUUCGAGAUCUGACUAAGUGGAACCAGUCCGAACCGUACGGUCUAUUUCUGAUUUUUUUCUAAAUAUUAAUAUUCCUAAAUUCCUUUAGGCCAGCAAAUAGGCUAAAAUCAAAACACCAAAAUUAUAGUUUACUUAUACGGAAAAAGCACAAAUUUUUAUAAGCAUAUUGUUGUUAGCUAAGCUACGCUAAAUACCCAAAAGGAAGAGUGUUGUGAGUGGUGUGUAAAUCAUAAAAUAAGAAAGUGACGGAAUUUUUCCAAAAAUAAGUUCAUUCGGUUCGGUGGUUUGUUGCUUGUGCUGUGAUUCACAUUAAAAAAAUCAAACUAAACACAAAUAGUCCGUUUUUUUUUUUGGGGCGGCAUACAUUUCUCGCAAAUAAGUCAAUUUUAGAGGGGUGUACGUUUCACUGUGUCAGCAAAGAAGAUAUCGCAAGAAAAAGCAGUGUCGUAAAAAUGUUCAGUUUUUUGAAACGCGAAAAGAACAACCAGGAGGUGGUGGAGAAUGUCAUCGGCGAGUUGAAGAAAAUUUACAAAAGCAAAUUGUUGCCCCUGGAGGAGCACUAUCAGUUCCAUGACUUUCAUUCGCCCAAACUGGAGGAUCCUGAUUUCGAUGCCAAGCCCAUGAUUCUGUUGGUGGGCCAGUAUUCAACAGGUAAAACCACUUUCAUUCGCUACCUGCUGGAACGUGAUUUCCCCGGCAUUCGCAUUGGACCCGAGCCAACAACAGAUCGUUUCAUUGCCGUCAUGCAUGACGACAAGGAGGGUGUGAUUCCCGGCAAUGCUUUGGUAGUUGACCCCAAGAAACAGUUCCGUCCCUUGAGCAAAUAUGGCAAUGCGUUCCUGAAUCGUUUCCAAUGCUCCUCGGUCAACUCUCCCGUGUUGCAGGCCAUAUCCAUUGUGGACACUCCCGGUAUUUUGUCCGGCGAGAAACAACGCAUUGAUCGUGGCUACGACUUCACUGGUGUCCUUGAAUGGUUCGCCGAACGUGUUGAUCGUAUCAUUCUCUUGUUUGAUGCCCAUAAAUUGGAUAUUUCCGAUGAAUUCCGUCGCUCCAUUGAGGCCCUUAAAGGCCACGAUGACAAGAUUCGCAUUAUCCUCAACAAAGCCGAUAUGGUGGAUCAUCAACAGCUGAUGCGUGUCUAUGGUGCUCUUAUGUGGUCUUUGGGCAAGGUAUUACAAACACCCGAAGUGGCACGUGUCUAUAUUGGCUCAUUCUGGGAUCAACCUUUGCGUUUUGAUGCCAAUCGCCGUCUAUUCGAAGAUGAAGAGCAGGAUCUCUUCCGUGACUUGCAAUCACUGCCUCGCAAUGCCGCUCUGCGUAAACUUAAUGACUUGAUCAAACGUGCUCGCUUGGCCAAAGUGCAUGCCUUUAUCAUUUCGGAAUUGCGCAAAGAUAUGCCCUCUGUUUUUGGCAAAGAUAGCAAGAAGAAAGAUUUGAUAAAGAAUUUGGGCCAAGUAUAUGAUCGCAUACAGCGUGAACAUUCUAUCUCUCCGGGUGAUUUUCCUGAUAUUAAGAAAAUGCAAGAUGUCCUACAGCAUCAAGAUUUCACCAAGUUCCAUUCACUAAAACCACAUCUCUUGGAUAUUGUGGACAAUAUGUUGGCCAAGGAUAUUGCCAAGUUGAUUGAAAUGAUUCCACAAGAGGAGAUGCAUUUGGUGUCAGAGCCCAUGGUUAAAGGUGGUGCCUUUGAGGGUGUUAUCGAUGAUAAUGUUUCACCCUUCGGUUAUAUGAAAGGUGAAGGCAUUGAUGCCGGUUACGGGGAGCACGAUUGGAUUUGCCAGAGAGAUAAGGAGCGCACAGAUAACAUUUUCAAUACACUAGGACCAGUAGAUGGCAAAAUUUCAGGUCAAGCUGCCAAACAAGAACUUAUCAAAUCGAAAUUACCCAAUUCAGUGCUUAGUAAAAUCUGGAAACUUUCGGAUGUGGAUGGUGAUGGCUUCCUAGAUUCCGAUGAAUUCGCCUUGGCAUUGCAUUUAAUCAAUGUCAAAUUGGAGGGCAAUGAAUUGCCCAAUGUGUUGCCUGAUCACUUAGUGCCACCCUCAAAACGUUGCUAAUGUUUUACACCAAACCAGAGGCGGCGGCCUAAAACAAAAAAAUAAGGAUAAUGAGGGUGUAUUGUUGUAGUAUCACCUUCCUUACACCUAUACCUACUACAUCCGCAAACAAAACACAUACACACACACACACGCAACUUUUUCAUGUUAUUUUGUUUUGUCGUUCUUUUUUCAUUUUAAUGGCAUGUAUAAAUGCACAAAUCCUUAUGUCGCUCCUUUGAAUGAACACAGGCAUGCAUUUGUUUUCCACCAAGGAGCAUAAAAAGAAAGUCGAAACGAAAAGAAACCCUAAAAUGCUUUAGCGUUUUAUAACACGUUUUUUGUUUGUAAACAAAAAAAAAACACUUUGUCAAAUACAAAACUAGGCGAAUAUUAAAAAAAUAAUAAAAUUAUGUAAUAGUGUACAUAAAAUCAUAAUCCCAAUGCCUAGUUGAGGACAAUCUUGGAUGGAUUAUGUUGAUAUAUAUAUAUAUUUUUUU
Stomoxys calcitrans (stable fly) is the source of this 2537-nucleotide messenger RNA. It is a transcript of the gene Past1, whose product is annotated as EH domain-containing protein 3. NCBI's taxonomy places the organism in Eukaryota, Metazoa, Arthropoda, Insecta, Diptera, Muscidae. The transcript has 3 exons. Gene Ontology annotation, biological process: endosomal transport; endocytosis. The coding region runs from base 457 to 2058 and encodes 533 amino acids. Gene Ontology annotation, molecular function: protein binding; GTP binding; calcium ion binding. Gene Ontology annotation, cellular component: plasma membrane; cytoplasm. The record is from RefSeq and is a predicted model, not a curated record.